Molecule: messenger RNA, 1732 nt
Organism: Xyrauchen texanus (razorback sucker)
Lineage: Eukaryota; Metazoa; Chordata; Actinopteri; Cypriniformes; Catostomidae
Product: endosome-associated-trafficking regulator 1-like
Exons: 8
Coding region: 244-1248 (334 amino acids)
Biological process (GO): positive regulation of protein localization to cilium; regulation of cytokinesis; positive regulation of cilium assembly
Cellular component (GO): recycling endosome; ciliary basal body; centrosome
Source: RefSeq, a predicted model, not a curated record
UGUCUGACUGAAGAAGUGGAGAAUGAGAAUUUGCAGGAUAUUGUACUGUUUCUAAGCAAAUACAGUAAAGUAUUUAGAGUUUUUGGACAGAAAAAUCAACACUGACUAGAGUUAAACGAAACAGUUUAUUAGGAAUACAUUUUGUUUUGUGCAGUACUCGAUAGUUUUGCCGUCUUUCAAGCCGUGUGAUGUUGAGCUCAGGUAUUUAGAAGUUACAGCUUUCAGAAUAGGCUGUAAGUUAACAUGGCCAAACACAAAACGAAAAAGCUCAUUAUUGAAGAAGAUGAGCCAAAGCAAGAUGUAGAUGCGAUGAAUCCUUUUUCUUUCAAGGAGUUCAUCAGAAACAAGAACCAGCAGUCCUGCACUACAGAUGAGGAUGAGGUAUAUGGUGGCACAUACCAAGUUGAGAAGGACUAUAACUCCUCUAUAGGCUUUGUUCCCAUGGGGCAAUUCUUCACAGACCCCUCUGUCCUCUCACAGCCUUCUGAGAGCGAACCUGAGGAGGGAUGGACUGGGACUGAAGAGGCUCAAGACUUUGAACCAUGUGGGACUUUAGACAGCAGUGCAUACUCCGAGCAAUCAUCUCUGUGCAGUGAGGAGAGGGAAGGGAAUAUAACCGAAUGGGAAGUGGCCAAGUUUGACUUCCUGCCAAAGAACCAUUUGGUCAGAAGCAGCACUGGAAGCUAUGAGGGUGAUGAAGAGACUUCAGUGAUUGAUAUUUCCUUCCACCCUAAGAGAAGCAAUGGUGAAAAUGGGACAAGGAAUCCCCAUCAGCUAAAAGAAGAGAAUUCUCUACUUAGAAAGCAAGUCAAAGAACUCCUUAGAAGAUCAGAAACUGACUCCGAAAGGAUCAAACAUCUCACAGAGGAGCUGCACAACAAGAAGUUGCAGGAUGAGAGCGAUGCUAAGGCUCUGGAGACAAUGGUGCAGUCAGUAGAACAAAAUCUUCAGUUAAUGACGAAGCGAGCAGUCAAGGCUGAAAACAGUGUUUCAAAAUUGAAACAAGAGAUACAACAACUCCAGAGCCAGCUUGAAGGAUAUAAAAGUGAAAAUGAGAGGCUUAGAUGUGGACAAACCACUGCCUUAACCACGAUGCGACACAAUGCGCAAGUGGCCUCUGAAUACCUUAACAAAGCGGCUCAAGAUGCAGAAACCUCUAUCAAGCAGCUGCUGACAGGGAGAGAUACACUGUGUCUUGUAUCCCAGUUAUUGACAUCAAUUGACAAGAUCACAGAGAUUCAUAACUAAGAUUUUUAAUUGCUUCCUUUUGCAUCCAAACACCUUGUCCAAUACACUAUAAAGUCACUGUAAUCAGACGUUAGUACUUUGUAUUUCGUAUUAUUUAUCCCAUUCAUUAGUUUCAUGGUUUUAUUGAAACUCAAAAUUAGGUGAGCUAGGCACUUUUAUAGUCAAUGAACCAUGUGUCUACCUGUCAUGCUGGACCACUCAGAUUGAUUGAAAUGUGCAUGUCUUUUUAAUAUAGCAAACAAAUUAAGCUUUAACAGGAGCAUUUAUUAGGGAUAUUACCAAUGAAAUCUAAGAUCUGUUGUGCAAUGUAUGUGAGUAUUCUUUACCAAGACUGUGCACUUUUAUUUAAAUAAUGACUCCUAAAUAAUGAAGUCCUAUCUUAAAAUACUAUUAUAUGACAGAUUAUCAAUUUCUUAAUUUUACUUUACACACGCUUUAGUUAUUUGUGUUUAAAAAAAAAUACUUUACUAAUCAGAGUUGAAUA